CAAUGUGAGCCGGGAGCACGGCGGGAGCUACAGCUGCUCCUAUCACAGCAGAUCAGAGCCGUUCGCCGUGUCGUACCCCAGCGACCCUGUGGAGCUCGUGGUGAGAGAUCCCAGCUUACCCAGACCCUCCAUCUCUCUGAACCCCACUGGGGUCACCGUCCCAGGGGCAGACGUCACCAUCCGGUGUGAGGGGCAGCGCUGGGACGUGAGGUUUUUCCUGCACAAGGCUGGAGACCUGAACCCGCAGCGACAUGUGGACCCUGCUGGGGACGGGGCCGAGUUCCGCAUCCCCACCGUGGGCCGGCAGCACGGAGGGAACUACAGCUGCAGCUACCGGCCCCGAUUGCAGCCUUUCAUCUCCUCAUAUGCCAGCAGCGCUGUGGAGCUGGUGGUAGCAGGCAGAUCGGAAUCGCCGGCACCUCCGGAUCUGACCAACCCCAUCAUCGCCGGGGUGAGCGCGGCAGCCGCCGUCCUCCUCCUCGUCCUCCUCCUUGUGGCCUUCGUCUGCUUCAUAAAAAAAAGUCGAGCCAAUGCCUCCAUUGAUGAAGGGAAAGAGCCACAGACCCUGCCCCAGGAGCCCGACCCCGGCGCCGACAGACUCACCUACGCCGAGCUGGACGACCAGGCGCUGCAGGCCAAGCGGGGGGGCCUGUCCUCUGCCCCUGAGCCCGUCCUGCACGCCGCGAUCAACGUGAACCGAGCAGCCCCACAGUGA
Molecule: messenger RNA, 715 nt
Organism: Terrapene triunguis (Three-toed box turtle)
Lineage: Eukaryota; Metazoa; Chordata; Testudines; Emydidae
Product: leukocyte immunoglobulin-like receptor subfamily A member 2
Exons: 5
Source: RefSeq, a predicted model, not a curated record